CUUGCGUAGUGGUUGAGCGGCGGCCAAUAUGGCAGCCUUAUGUUUGCAUUAAUGACAGAAGUGGUAGUGAUGAAUUCACGUGUCCCAGCCUAUAUUUGAGGACUGGGUUUUGUGUCAGUUGAUCCGUGAAUGGAAAUUUCACAAGAAUUAAACAAAAUCCGCCAAGUGUGUAGUGAGUGAAAGUCGAUUUGAAUGGCCCUAAAUAACCGUGUGUGAAAUCAACAAGAAGAGUUUGUGUGCAUUGCCAAAAGCACUCUUCGGGGCGAAAUCAUUUGAAAUAAUUUAAACUGGAAAGGAUAACUCUUAUGAUAAUCGGACAGUUAUUGGAUUUUAUGCUGAGGAAUGACCCUCCAGAAUGGAUGAGCGGUGAUACUUUCAGGCAGAAACAAGGUGUUUCAUAAUAGAAUGUCUGAAUAACCACAGAAGACUUUCAUCUCCAAUGAAAGGUUUUACUGAAUGUUAAAGAUGGAGAAAAGAAAGCAUAAAAUGAAAUUUUCUGCUGUUCAAGUUUCCUUUAAAAGAAACAAAGGUCUGCAGAAGGAAAAGAUUAUUGGAGAGACUGAAGAAAUUGCUGGAGGAAAUAUAGAAAGUGAAAAGUGUGUUACCACAGCCAUUCGAAGUGUAGCUAGAUCUUCCACAAAGGAUUCCAGAUGUAACCAUCUAGGAACGUACGAUCGAGUGAGAAAAGACAUAUGGCUUUUGUGGAUGUUUUCCAAGGAUUCUGUAAUGAAUAUGGUCAAGUUUUGUCCCCAGGCUCUUUUCCAGAAAGAUAAAGGGGAGGUAUUGUACAGGUUGGAGUCCAUCGUGGAGGGCGAUGAUUCCGUUGACUCAAAUGGGUUGCGUACGGUAGUUAUCAGUAGAGGAGAGAGGGGCUAUGGAGUCACAGUUUCAGGAGAAAGUCCUGUCAUUGUUCAGGAUGUCAAAGAUGGAGGUCCAGCAGCACUGGCAGGUGUCAAGAAAGGAGAUUCCAUCAUUAAAGUCAAUGGGAUGUUAGUGUCUCAAUCCAACCAUAGAGAAGUAGUUCAGAUUAUAAAAUCUACUCAAAAUGUGAAGCUAACGCUGAGAAGUUGUCCCGAGGGUGAAGGGAAUCUCAUUUCUCCUCACGAGACUCACAGACAGCUUCCAACCCCUACGUCUUCCAAGGCCACAGAACGCAUCACUGCGCCAUUACCUGUUGAUACCCAAGUCCAAAGUCAGAUGGAAGUAAACAAGGGCAAAAUGUUGCAGAUAUAUUUAGAUAAGCAGCGUCGUGUCAGGGAGAAUAUUCUUGUAGAACUCCAAAGGAAUCCCUCCAAGGUUUUGCAGAGACAGUUUGAGAAGGAGUUGGAUACAAUAAAUAGACAGAUUACAAAAAUACAGGAAGAACUCAAGAACAUGAAAGACAUUGAAGCUCCCUUGCAAACGCACCCGCGCUCCUCCCCACGCUCUCCACCUCUUUCAAGACCUUCAUUUUACCUUCCUUACACUCCUUCCUUGUCAGAUGUGCCCCCUCCCCUCCCAUUACGUAACCGGAACCUAGUCACCCAAACUUCUGUUCCCAAUAUAUCCUCCUCUUCGACAUCCUUAAGUUGUGCUCCUCCACUCCCCCCAAGACUUUCCCAACUAGAGAGAGCUGGGGAGGGAGGCCUAGCACAAAGUCUAGAGAACAUUCAUAAGGUGAAGAGUCUAACUCAUUCUGCAAGUUCUGUUUCUGACCUGGGAGGUCGACCUCCGUCUCACUACCGUGCAAAGUCUAGCCCUGAUCCUCUUGGUCUUCAGAGUAGUCCAGGUUCUUGUCGAAUGAGCGUGACAGAUUCAUUUAGUAGUGGUAGUAUGACGUCGAGUGUUGGCCAAUUCAAGAUUUCUGAAGACAACUUUAUUGGAGAGCCCCCAGGGACCCCUCCACCUCCAUAUGCUUCCACAACUACUCUUCAGCUAACAGCUGAUGAAGUAGAUGAAAACUAUUGUACCAUACCUGAUGAUGGUGAUGGUGGUGGAGAUUUUGCACCGUCGGCUCCUCCCCUAUCUCCCACUCCUCCUCCCCCCUUGCCGAGCCGACCAACCUUACCCGGCCUACCACCUAAACCGGGAUCGCAUCAUUCAAGCCCUUUUACUUCCCAGGUUACAAGCCCUACAAGCCCUAAUGGACAGGUUGUGGGCCCUCCAAACAUGAUGGGAUUUAUCCAAACGCAACCUAUUCUUAGUAUGGAAGAUGAAGAAUUUUCUGAUCCUGAACCUCUUGAAGACCAUGGCCCAUUCCAGAGUUUAAGUAGAUUAUGGAACCACAAUGCGUACUUAGCGGUUUUCAUGAAUUAUGUAAUAUCUAACUGCGAUUCUUCCAGUUUGUUUUUUUACGUAAUAACACAUCUUUAUAAGGAAGGUGUAGGAAAAGAUAUGAAGAGAUGGGCUUAUGAAAUUACUUCAAGUUUUUUAUAUCCCGGUGCACCUCUUCGGUUAAGUAAUACGGACGAAACAGUCUUACAUGAAAUAGACGAAACUCUACAAAACGAAUUAGACAAAGAAGAAAUUCUUCGUAAGGUAACCGUGAAAAAUGUAUUUUGGAAGGCGCGUCAAAAAUGUAGAGAAGAUUUGAAUGAGCAGUUAGCGGAUUUCAGAAAUAAAAGAAGUGCGGGUCUUGGGUCAAUAUUUGGUCCUCCUGACCAUUUAUUAGAAGAAAGUAUUCAUAAUAAAACCAAAGAAUUACACAUUGUGGAACAACUUUUAGUGCCUUGUUUAGAAACUGUAUCGGAAGACCUCAAGAAUGCGACAGACCAAAUGACUGUAACAGCUUCUAGUCUAGCCACUAUCUUAUUGAAAUACUAUGGAGUUCGAAGUCCAGUUGCUAUACAGUUGAUAGACAGAUGUCCGCUUUAUGUUAGUAAAGAAAGAACGACUAGAAAUAAAAUAUUCAGAGGUAGUAAAAAGCAAGUGUACAGGGACCACCACUUUAUUCCACACACGUAUUACUGUGUAACGUUUUGCAACCACUGUGGCCUAAUAAUAUGGGGUGUUGCACCCCAGGGCUAUCAAUGUGCCAAUUGUGAAAUGAAUAUUCAUAAGUCCUGUACAAAGCAGUUAGAGGAAUUUUGUAUUGGAGUGUUGCACAAAAAGGAGAAAAUGAAGGACACAAGGCUGGGUUCCAUUCUUGGCAAGAUCAUCUCUGAUGAUAAGGAGACGAAGAGAAAAGUGUCUCAGGUUAAUCCUGCACAAAACAGUACAUUCUAUGUCACACCGACCCUACAACAAGGAACAAUAGUUGAUAAGGCCAGGAGAGUCCUCGAGGAAGGAAACUUCGAUGUGAGCGGCUUGCUUUCAAACAUUGACAGCUUAACAGGGGAGAAAGGCAGCGGAAGCGUCGGCCACAGCAACAAGGAGCAGAGGAGAUCCGACCCUGGGAGCGUGGCUGGCGUGGCGGUGGCCAACCACACCAACAGCUCCUCCAAUCUCCUCACCUCCAACGCCAACAGUACCUCCAACACUCCUCUCUCCUCGGGUCUGCCUUCCUCCCUCCCCAACAACGGCUCCGAUCAGUUGGAGGAUUACAAUUCGCCGGACUCCUCUUUCAAUGCUUCGACGGACAGCGCCAGCGCUGCCGUCUCCAAUACACUGAGGUUCCUUCAGUCUGCCUGGGCUUCACAGUCAGAAUUAAUACCUAUAGCGGCGCUAUCCAAGAAGAAGUCCGGAGCAAUAAAUCGAUCGGAGAGCUGUAAGGAGAAGCAGCAUGCAAGGAAGCGGACGAGAGAGAAUAGAAAGCAUAGUGACCCCAACAUUCCCACCUCCGGUGAUGUGGAAGCCGAGUCCGGCCCCCUCUCCACCCAUUCCGGUAGUUCGUCAAACUCAAAUUCAAGUCUUUCACACAGUCCGGAGAGCCCCAGUACCUCCCUGGAGCAGGUGCCCCCGGCCGGUGGUCCUGUAUCUGCCCCUGUGUUGGAGAAUGAUUCCGACAUUGAGGCUGAGGUAGAUCUCCCUAACUGGCACAAACUAGUCUUAGACGACCAAAUUAUAAAGCGGCUCAAACCUAAAGAGAGUAAACGACAAGACACUAUAAAUGAAUUAUUCCACACGGAACGGACUCACGUUCGAGUCUUGAAAGUACUGAAGCACUUAUUUCAAGUGCCAAUGGAGGAGGCUGGCUUCUUACCAAGAGACCAGCUUGAUAUGCUCUUCCCCAACAUGGACCAAAUUCUGGAGAUCCACACUAUGUUUAAUCAAGCGAUGAAGAAAAGAAGAGAAGAGGAACCUUUUGUAACCAAAGUGGGCGAUCUUCUCAUUAAUAUGUUUGAUGGUGAGCAGGGAGAAACCUUUCAACGGCAGGCUGCAGAGUUUGUGAAGUCACAGAGCAUUGCCUUAGAAACAUUGAAACAGCGGCAAAAGAGAGACCAGAGAUUAGCGAAUUUUCUCCAAGAACAGGAGAACCAUCCAUUAUGUAGAAGACUACAGCUCAAAGACAUGUUACCUGCAGGCUUCCAACGUUUAUCAAAGUAUCCAUUGUUGCUGGAGUCAUUAUUAGGGUACACUGAUGCCAACAAGGAUCCUGAAGAAUACAAGCAAAUUGCAAGAAGCUUGGAAAGGUCGAGGGAAAUUUUAGCAUAUGUCAACCAAGCAGUACAAGAAGCAGAGAACAAUCAAAGAUUAAGUGAAAUCCAAAGAAAGCUCGACCAGUCAUCUUUAACCAAGAAUAAGCACGGACACUCAGAUGAAUUUAGAGGGCUGGUCUUGCUGCCUACUUGGAAGAAUUUGGACCUGACCAAACACAGACUAAUAUACGAAGGGCCUUUAACGUGGAGAAUUGCCAAAGGCCAGAAGAAUAUUGAUCUUCAUGUACUACUAUUGGAUGAAUUUAUUGUCCUUCUACAGAAAGCAGAUGAUAAAUAUAUUCUUAAGAACCACUCCAUAAACAAGUCUUUAGGCAAGGAUGACAAUAAACUCACCCAUUCACCUAUUAUAAAAUAUGGGCCAUCAUUUCUCUUCAGAGCUGUAGCAACAGACCGGUGCGCAUUCUUCAUAGUCACAACACAAGCAGUUGGAGCACAGAUUUAUGAAUUGGUGACAAUAUCAGCAAAUGAGCGAAAAGUAUGGUUCCGUCAUAUCCAGGAAGCACAGGAAGCAUACACAGCGCGAGAUGGACGAAAUCGCAGGGCCCACACACAAACGCCACUUCCAGACUCUGAUGAUCAGCCUACAUCAUCAGCUGAUGCCCUUAGGGAUGGUGAUGAUGGAGGAGACAUUGAUGGGGGAGAUGCAGCAGACGGUGCAAAUGAUGCAUCGGUCGAUGGUAAAUCCAAGGGUCAAGAUCAGCUUGCAAAAUGUGACGACUCGUCAUCAACCUCGGCCCCCACUGCAGGACAGCCGUCAUCUCCAGCAGAUUCUUUAUCCAAGAAAACUGCAGAGGUGGGCGGGGCGAGUGGCAGCAGUAGCGGCCCGGGUGGCCCUUCUCCCUCAGCGGGCCGUAGUCCGGCCUCAGGCCGCCGCUUGCAAGAGGUCCAGAUCAUCCAGAUCGUGGAGGGCCCGACGCUCAUCCAACCCUCGGAGGUGAAGGUCUCACAGGGAGUGGUCCUCUCUGCCGAGCCUGUUCUCACUCCUAUAGAGCAUUUAAGGCGAAAGGAUUUGAAAAUCCGCCAGGCAUUAGAAGAAAAACAACACAUUAUUGCUGACAUUUUAAACAUUCCGCACGAACAUUUUGAAAAUGUGGUGGACAUGGCAGGUGAACCCACUGUGGGGAAUAAAGAACCUAAAGAGUUGGUAUUGGCUGCCUUGUUCCAAGCCAAAUGUUUACAAGAGACUUUGAAUGAAGCUCUCAAUAUUGGUGAAGGAGACAUAAUUGCUGCUCGUGCCAGUAAUGAUGGUGCCAAUAAAACUGCCAACCUACCACUGUAUCAGGCACCAAUGACCAAGCUUAUGAGUAUAUCAACAUCAUUGCAUCAACAGCUUACUUCACUAUUAAAUCUUAUCUCUGAACGCGAUGACGAGCGAGAACGUAUGCGUAAGGAAUUAGUGGCAUCAAAAGAGCAGCUGCGUUUGUUGCACAUGCGUCAAAACUCAAAUACGCCAACAUCCACCACCACAAUAUCAUCUACAGAUGCACCUCAACCUGUUGCUACUUCACCUCAUACCUCUCGACCAAGCUCUUUUGUGUCAGUAGCAUCAUCUACAGCAGAUCACUCUGAUACACCUGAUCAUCAUGACACAGAUGAAGAGAGUCGAAGUGAAAUGCCCAAGGUUAACAGCCUUCUCCCAAGGGAUUGUGAAGAUUCCAAGGAAGAAAUAGUUCCAGAGGUAAAGAUUACGUUAAGGACAUUUGAAGAUGCUGUAAGUGGAGGAGAACAGACAGAAGGUACUUCCAGAGAAAGUGAAGGUUCUGCUGUGGGGCAGGUAUGUAGUGAAGGUGUUGGGAGUAGAGAGAAUGAGGGCAGUGAUGAAGUUACUACCACCUGAGAUCAAUAAGUCUGAGGAUAUGGGGGAGUAUCAUCUUCCCCACUAAUCCCAUUCUACACUCAUCGCAGGACAUUUAAGCUGUGUGCCUCUAUUGCUGCCUUUUCCUUGUGGCAUGUAUCCACAAGAAAGCCUGGAUGAGGCUUCUUGAACUGGGAAGUGAUUUUACAGGUGUCUAUGUGCACCACCUUCCUGAAAUCCUAGUGGAGACGACUCUCGAACUCUCUCGACUGAACUACACCUGAUAAUGGCCUGGACUGCUUUGGUCAGGGACCUUGGCAUAGCAACACAAAAUAUAUGUAUGUGUAUAAUAUUGUAAAUGAAGAGAAGAUUAUUGAAAAUUAUAUAUUAUUUACUUUCAUAUGAAAUAUUGGCAGUGUGCGUGUGCAACACAAACCUCAGCUGGCUGGACUUGGUAUCUGACAUGACCAAUCAGCAAAAGUGUACUGUACUGUAAAUACAAGAUUGUGGUGGUCGUGUGUUGUGACACCAUAGCCCAGUGCCAGAACAGGUCUUGAUACAGGAUGUAUGGCAUUCUGUAAACAUAAGACUGUUUUCCAGUUUAGAGCUGAUUAUCAACAGGUAAGGUUCCUGUAGCAUGUGGGAAGCCUCAUUGUAAGGUUGUACACCACUAAGAUUCCAUGUGGUUAACAAUUGAUUUUGUGAUUUGUAAAAUGUAUUGUCAAUAUUAUUUGGUUGUAAUUUCCAAUGUACAUCAGUUUUAGAAGGUAAACUUAUAUGCAGGACAUUUUUGUGUACGGUAAUUUGGAAGUACAGUAUGUAGCUUCAGUUUCCUAACCAGCCACAUGCUACAGUUCCAAGUUGACUUCAGUGUAACUCCCAUGAACGGGACUUUCUCAAGUCGGCUCUUUCAUUAAUGUUGUACUUUGUUCAAAUAUUGUAAAAAAAAAAAAUCUCCUUUGUCAGUUACGUUCCUAGUCCUUUGUGUUGCUGAAUGCUACUGUCCUGCUGAGCCACUGUGGACCAACACCCGAAUUUUGAAGUUGCUAUAGUAUACAGUACAGUAUUGGUAUGGAUGUACCUCUUCGUGUAGGACCUGUCACCACUCCACUAUAGACUUAUUUUAGCUAUUCAGGAGUAAGACUUUGUCAUUAAAAUUCCCAGUUCUGGCAUAGCAUUAUAUUAAUAUAUUAAUCUAAACCAAUCUUCUUAUAUUCCCAGACAAUUACCUGAUAGUUUGCCAUCUGAAUGAAUGCUUGGUUUGAAAGUUUAAAGAUGUAAUAUAUAUAUAAAAUACACAUAUAUAUUAUACAUAUGUUAUUAAGUUUCAUAAAAUUUAUUACAGCAUGAAUGUCAAGUUUAUUCAGUGUUUUCUGCUGUUGGCAACAACAGUUGAGAUUUCCAGAACUGAAAUUAUGGUGGCUAUAAAAUGGAUGUGGUGGCAAAAGGAGUGUAAUCAUGAAGUGAAGGCAACCUCGGACCAAGGGAGUUUUGCAUGUGCUACUUUAGUAUAAUUUUUAACUUAUGCUGGAGCUAGCCAACUGUGCCAUUUCCCAUUGGGUAAAGAGACUGGAAGAUAUGGGAGUUUAUAUAUCCUGCUGGUCAUGAGGACGUUUCAUCCUGUUACAGAAAUAAAAGGGUGUUUGUUUUAUGUCUUAAUUGUACAUAUCUUUGUUACCCAUCAGUUGUGGGUAUACAGUAAACACAUUGCCACAAAAGUGAUCAUUUGUAAAUUUUAAUGUUAUUCUAUAACCAUUAAACAUAAUGUAUAGUGCAAAAGUAAUAAAAUGACUAAAGGAA
Molecule: messenger RNA, 8172 nt
Organism: Macrobrachium nipponense
Lineage: Eukaryota; Metazoa; Arthropoda; Malacostraca; Decapoda; Palaemonidae
Gene: RhoGEF2
Product: rho guanine nucleotide exchange factor 12-like
Exons: 41
Coding region: 457-6414 (1985 amino acids)
Biological process (GO): G protein-coupled receptor signaling pathway
Cellular component (GO): cytoplasm
Molecular function (GO): guanyl-nucleotide exchange factor activity; G protein-coupled receptor binding
Source: RefSeq, a predicted model, not a curated record